Rhodamnia argentea is the source of this 1028-nucleotide messenger RNA. RefSeq lists its product as uncharacterized. Lineage: Eukaryota; Viridiplantae; Streptophyta; Magnoliopsida; Myrtales; Myrtaceae. The record is from RefSeq and is a predicted model, not a curated record. The transcript is spliced from 3 exons. Bases 282 to 845 code for a protein of 187 amino acids.
UCGUUCAGAUUUCGCUUUCCCUAUUUCCAUUUUUCCUCGUCCAACGUCUCUGUUUUUCCCUGCUAAAAGACCUCUCUUUGUUCCGUUUUCUCCAGCUUUUUGUCGUCAUCGGGAGAGAAAAAGAGAACCCUCUCGAUUCCCGCCGUUCAGUGGCCAGCGUCAGAGCCAAUAAAUGCCACCAACUCUUCUCAACCCCUAAUCAUUGGGAAACUCCCCCGACGAUAUUUUCUUGAUAUUCGUUUUUCUCUCUUUUGGAGAAAGAAAGAAAGGGUUGGAUUCGGAUGGGGAACUGCCAAGCGGCGGAUGCGGCGACCGUGGCGAUCCACCACCCCGAGGGGACCAAGGUGGAGAGGCUGCACUGGUCCGUGAGCGCCCACCAGAUCAUGUCGGCAAACCCGGGGCACUACGUCGCCCACGUGAUCGCCGCCUCUCCUCCGACGGCGGCCGCGGCGAAUGGCGAGAGCGGCGCACCGUCGAGGCAUCUCAGGCUCCUGCGGCCCGAUGACACUCUGCACAUCGGGCAGGUCUAUCGGCUCAUUAGCUUCGAAGAUGUGUUGAAGGAGUUUGCGGCGAAGAAGUGCGUGAAACUGGAGAAGCUGUUGAAAAGAUCUGGAGGGGUUGGAGUCGAGUCGAAGAAGAAAGAGUCGAGGACGAGUCGGGGGCCGAGUUCGAAGCGGGACUCGGUGUCUGCCAACGACAGCAUGUCCACGAAGGAGGAGCAGGGGGUUGAUGAAUGGGGAAGCAGCGGCGGCGGUGGCAGCAGUAGCGGUGGCCUGAGAGGGGUGGUGGGCGGUGGGAGGCGGUGGGAGCCAGCCUUACAGAGCAUUUCCGAGAUUGGAGCUUGAACGCUGCUCUCUCUCUCUCUCUCUAGAAUAAAUCCAAAGUGCCAACCAAAAGUUGUCCAUACUUUUGUUCCCUUUUCACCAUCUCCGAUGUAGUAGUAACUAGUCAAUCACUGUCCUUGUCAAUCGAACUAACGACUGUUCUUUUCCUUCCUUGGAUUCUAGUGCGUUUUAGAAGUAAUAGUU